CCUGUUGUUAAGACGCUGUGAGGUGAAACAGAAACCAGUGGGUCAGCGUGUCAUGUGUCACAAGCCAAUACAGGAAGUACCUGGUAGCUGCUGGCACGCUAAACAAUAGCAAUGAAGAUACGAGUAACUUAGCGAAUAAGAAGUGUCUCCGUGCCAUACAUAAUUCAAUUAAUGUGGAUGCCACCGGACUUCGUAAAAAACGAAUGUUACCAUAAUGGAAAGAGCUGUCAGAAUCAUCAUUUUAUCGGUCAUUUUCUUGGCAUCGCAGAUAAACUGCCAAGAGGCGAUCUUGCACAUUUCAAAUGGAAGUACAGAUAGGGAGUACUGCAUUGUCCACAAUCACUCCUGGACCCCCCUGUCAGAAACCCUUGAUGCUGCUUUGCAGUAUCCAUUGGUGAAUAUGACCUCCACUGUGCUGUGUAAUGCCACUGGGGUCAGUCCAGAUGUGGUAAAGGGCAAAGCGUUGGUAGUGAUGAGGGGCGACUGUGGUUUCAGCCAGAAAGCUCUGGUUGCUCAGAGCCUCGGAGCUACAACUUUGCUCAUUGCCAGCAGCAAAUCAUUGAUCACUCCAUCAGCCAAUGACUCCGAGUAUGCAAAGAUCCAUAUUCCUCUGGCUCUCAUGAGGUACAGGGACUUACUUGAAGCACAGCAGGUGUUUGGUGAAGGGAUGCAGGUGAAGCUUUAUGCUCCACCUCACUCAAAGAUUGAUGCAAGCAUUGCGGUCAUGCUACUGAUUGCCAUUGUCACGGUCGCCUUGGGCGGCUACUGGAGCGGGGCAGGUGAGAGAGACCGGUUAAAUGGUGUUGGGCCACGAGGAGGAGGGGGAGAGAGCAAAGCAGACAGCGGAGAGCUUUUCCUGUACUCUCCUCUCAAAGUGGUCUUCUUUGUCGCCCUGAUGUGUGGGAUGCUGGUACUCAUGUACUUCUUCUACAAUGUCCUUGUCUACGUCAUUAUUGGCAUAUUCUGCCUGGCGUCUGCCUCUGCACUGUUCAGCUGUCUAGAUGCAGUGAUGGAAAAACUUGGUUGUGGCACUGGGAGCUUCUCUAUCCGGAAUUUCAACCUCUCAGUGAGGUCUCUCAUACUGGCUGCUGUCUGCAUUAGCAUUGCUGUGGUCUGGGGAGUCUACAGGAAUGAAGACAGAUGGAUCUGGAUCUUGCAGGACCUCCUUGGCAUUGCUUUCUGCCUCAACUUCAUGAAGACCAUUUCACUGUCCAACUUCAAGAUCUGUGUGAUUCUGCUGAGCCUCCUGCUUGUGUAUGACGUCUUCUUUGUUUUCAUCACUCCUUUCUUUACCAAGAAUGGAGUUAGCAUCAUGGUGCAGGUUGCCCUGGGCCCCGAUGCAUCAGGAGAGAAGACGCAAGGUAACAUGGUGGAGGUCCCCGCUGAACCCCAGGCUCCCUCUGAGAAACUGCCAGUGGUGAUGCGUGUCCCACGGUUCUCAGCCUGGGCUCAGAACUUGUGCGGGAUGCAGUUCUCCAUUCUGGGUUAUGGAGAUAUCAUUGUUCCAGGUCUCCUGGUGGCCUACUGCAGCAGAUUUGAUGUUUGGAUCAACAGCAGCAAGAAGAUCUACUUCGUCAGCUGCUGCAUAGCCUAUCUGCUGGGAAUGAUAGUAACAUUUGCUGUGAUGCUGCUGUCAGGGAUGGGCCAGCCCGCCCUACUCUACCUGGUGCCCUUCACCCUGAUUACCUCCGCCGUGGUGGCCGGGUGUAGGGGAGAGAUGAGGCAGUUCUGGGCUGGAACCACCUAUGAGGUCUUGGACUCAUCCAGGGAACCUUUGAUGCCAGAGGGAAGAACUGACUGCUCCGUAGGAGGAGAAAGAUGCUGACUUACAGUAAUGAGAAUGGACCCUACUGCUGGAUGCUUCUUUUUUUACAUUUUAAUAUUACAUUUGCAAAGCAAGGGAACAUAUGUUAUUGAUCAACAUAUUCCCAAACAGUGUGGGUUCAUUUGACUGCUGUGAAUGAUUAGAAGGCUAAUAAAUACUCUAGGCUUGUUUAGUGCCUGAAAGGUCUGUUAGGCUCACGUUCAGAAAACUGUAACGACUUGGCCUCGGUGAUGAUUGCAUACAAAAAAAUGAGAAAGCACUUUAUACUAUCCAGCUUGACAGUUUCAUCAGGGUGGGGUGGGUUUUAAAUUACUUGUAGCCACAAUAUGAAGUUUUUGAUAACUGUUUUGGGGAUUUAUGUGUAACCUGUUUGUAUGAUGGGAUUUAUUUCAUUGCCUUAUAUUAAAAGGAACUUAAAUUUAA
This is a messenger RNA of Sander lucioperca (pikeperch), 2248 nucleotides long. RefSeq lists its product as uncharacterized. Gene Ontology annotation, molecular function: aspartic endopeptidase activity, intramembrane cleaving. The transcript has 17 exons. Gene Ontology annotation, biological process: membrane protein proteolysis. Gene Ontology annotation, cellular component: lysosomal membrane; lumenal side of endoplasmic reticulum membrane; Golgi-associated vesicle membrane. Lineage: Eukaryota; Metazoa; Chordata; Actinopteri; Perciformes; Percidae. Bases 215 to 1825 code for a protein of 536 amino acids. The record is from RefSeq and is a predicted model, not a curated record.